Molecule: messenger RNA, 837 nt
Organism: Cantharellus anzutake
Lineage: Eukaryota; Fungi; Basidiomycota; Agaricomycetes; Cantharellales; Hydnaceae
Product: aspartic peptidase domain-containing protein
Exons: 5
Coding region: 1-837 (278 amino acids)
Biological process (GO): proteolysis
Molecular function (GO): aspartic-type endopeptidase activity
Source: RefSeq, a predicted model, not a curated record
AUGGUUGUCAUUAGUUCCUCAAACCUCUGGGUCCCCAGCAAGUCCUGCACGUCUAUUGCAUGCUUUUUCCAUGCCAAAUACGACUCGUCGGCUUCUAGCACCUACAAGGCGAAUGGAUCAACUUUCGACAUUGCGUAUGGCUCUGGUUCCCUCUCUGGUAUUGUUUCGCAUGAUGCAUUUAGCAUUGGGGACCUGAGUUUGGGAAGCGUCACCUUCGCUGAGGCGCUCAAAGAACCCGGUCUCACUUUUGCUUUCGGAAAGUUCGAUGGUAUCCUCGGACUUGCUUAUGACACCAUUGCUGUUAAUCACAUCACCCCUCCAUUCUACGAACUUGUCAAUCACGGAUUGCUGGCGGACCCUGUUUUCUCCUUCCGCGUCGGUGAUAGUGAGGAAGAUGGAGGUGAAGCUGUGUUUGGCGGUAUCGAUAAUAGUCACUAUACCGGAAAGAUCGAGUAUGUACCUGUUAGGAGGAAGGCCUACUGGGAAGUGGAGCUCGAGAAGAUCACCUUCGGUGAUGAGGAAUUAGAGCUUGAGAACACUGGCGCUGCUAUCGACACUGGAACUUCGCUGAUUGUGGCUCCUACUGACAUUGCCGAAAUGCUUAAUGCUGAGAUUGGCGCAACGAAGGGCUGGAAUGGCCAGUAUACCGUUCCCUGUGAUGAGGUCCCCACACUUCCGGAGCUCUCGUUCUACUUCAAUGGCAAGCCUGCGUUCCAAGGUAUGGACAUCAACGUUCCAGGCGGCUCCCUCUGGAUCCUUGGUGAUGCCUUCCUCCGCCGUUAUUUCACUGUGUACGAUCUCAAUCGUGAUGCCGUUGGUUUCGCGAAGUCGAAGUGA